Gordionus sp. m RMFG-2023 is the source of this 2305-nucleotide messenger RNA. RefSeq names its product annexin A4-like. The coding region runs from base 32 to 1561 and encodes 509 amino acids. The record is from RefSeq and is a predicted model, not a curated record. Gene Ontology annotation, cellular component: cytoplasm. Lineage: Eukaryota; Metazoa; Nematomorpha; Gordioida; Chordodea; Parachordodidae. Gene Ontology annotation, molecular function: calcium ion binding; calcium-dependent phospholipid binding. The transcript is spliced from 11 exons.
UCAUUCAUAAUAUUUUGGCUAAACUUUGGAAAUGUAUCCAGGUCAAUUUAAUAAUUCAAAUAACCAAAAGCCGCCUUAUCCUGGUUUUAAUACCAUGCCAUCUCCUUUUUCAGAUUCAAAUCCAUCUAAUAUGAAUGCAUCAAGCAACCCUCCAUAUCCUACAUCAUCUAAUUAUCCAUCAGUGAACAACCCUACUGAUAAUCAAUAUCCAACUAAUAACCAAUAUCCAACAACUAAUCAAUAUCAAGCUAAUCAAUCAACAAAAAAUCCAUAUCCAGCAAAUAACUCAUACCCAUCAAAUAAUCCAUAUCCAACAAAUAAUCCAUAUCCAACAAAUAAUUCAUAUCCAACAAAUAAUCCAUAUCAGAAUCAAAGAGCUCAGAAUAUUUCAGGAGAUUCUUUAUAUAUGAAUAAUCCUAGUUUGCAACAAUAUGCUAAUCAAAAUAAAUCAAGUUAUAAUCCACCUCUCCUUCCUCAACACAAUGAUCCAUAUCAAAAUAUAAAUUCAAGAUAUGGUCAAAAUGAAUCUAAUCUAACUUCUUAUGAUCAAUCCAUCUAUAAUCAAAAGCCAUCAAGUUUUGGGAGUAGUAAUCCAAGUCAAAUAAAUGAUUUUGCACCAACAAUCCAUGAUUAUCCUAAUUUCGACCCAAGAUCAGAUGCCGAAGCACUUAGGAAGGCAAUGAAAGGAUUGGGCACAGAUGAGAAGACCAUAGUGAAUGUUUUGGGGAAAAGAUCGAAUAAACAACGCCAACAAAUCAUCGUGCAAUACAAAAUGCUAUAUGGAAAAGAUCUGAUAAACGAUUUGAAGGGCGAACUUUCUGGGAAAUUCGAAGCCGUAAUCAUAGCUCUACUUGUGCCUACAUAUGAAUAUGACGCUCGUUUACUUAGAGGAUCGAUUAGAGGCUUAGGAACCGAUGAAGAUCUAUUAAUCGAGAUUUUAAGCAGUAGAAGUCCAUCCGAUAUCCGACAAAUCAAACAAGUCUAUCAACAAUUAUUUAAAAAGGAUCUGGAAAAGGAUAUUAUAAAUGACACGUCUGGCCAUUUUCAACGUUUAUUAGUAUCUCUCUCUACGGGGAUGAGAGACGAAGGCAAUAACAUAGAUCCAAGUUUAGCCAAAAGAGACGCCGAGGCCUUAUUAAAGGCCGGAGUCAAAAAAUGGGGCACAGAUGAAAGCGCAUUCAACGCAAUUUUAGCCUCGAGAAAUUUUAACCAACUAAGGGCUACUAUGGACGAAUACCGUAAAAUAUCUGGUCAUACCCUAGAGCAGGCUAUAAGGUCCGAAAUGUCGGGAGACUUGGCUAAUGCUAUGACAGCUGUCGCGAAAUGUGCUCAAUAUAGACCCGCAUAUUUUGCCGAGCGACUUUACAAUUCCAUGAAAGGAAUCGGUACUAAUGAUGACAUGCUAAUAAGAAUAGUUGUUACGAGAUGCGAGGUUGAUAUGCAAAAUAUCAAAUCAGAAUUUCAAAGGCUCUACGGAAAAUCUCUGGAAUCUUUUAUUUCCGGAGACUGCUCUGGUGAUUACAAAAGAGUUUUAAUUGCGUUGGUUCAGGGAAAUUUUUAAAAAGUAGAUAUGUACUAAUAAUAAUAUUUUAUUUGACAAUUUAUUCUUUUAAACGACUUAUUUUUCUUUUUUAUUAUAUAAUAUAUAAAUAGUACUUAUCAAAUUAUGACAUUCUAUUUCUAACAUUUUAGGGAAAAAAUAUAUACUAUAUUAUACAAAAUAUGUUUUUAUAAUAUCUAAUAUUUACUCGACAGAAAUUUAAUAUUUUAAAAAAAUCGGUUAAAAUUUAUAUUUUUAGCAUAUUGUAUAUUAACUCUAAAUUAUAUAUUAUUUUAAAGGUAUAUUUGUUUUUAAAAAUUAAAUCUAGAUUAUUUAUAAAUAUAAAUUUCAUCAACGAAUUAAUUAACUGAUUAUAUAAUUCAAUCUGUAAAUCUAAUAGAUUUAUUUAUAGAUAUUUAUUGCCCAUAUUCUAUUUUAUUUAUUACAAUUUGUGAUAUUCAUUAUAAAAAUAUUUGUAAAAUUCAAAAUGUGUGACUAAUAUUUCCCAGAAUAAUAUAGUGUACUAAAUAUUGUCGAAAGGGUUGACAGAAUUAAAUAUCAAAGUUUAUUUUCUAACGCCAUUAAUAACCACCACUCUCGCACACACAAACAUUAUUUUAAAAUCUUUUAUUAAUAUAAAAUAUCGAUUAUACUAUUUUUAUAAAUAAUAAUUAAUAAUGGAAAUAAUAUAUGAUCUAUAGAUAUCUCUUUAUUCAAAAUUAUACUCGAUUGGCUAAAAAAAGAAUAAAGUUCGACCUAUUUUUA